GUAGCGCCAAACACGGCGUUGUUUCGAAGAUUUUUUUUAUAUUAGUUUCAUUCCUUAAAUUGUUGUUAUUUGUGGUCCUUCGAAUAUGUGUGAUGUCCGAAAUCUAAUUGACCUGACCGAAUGGGAUGAGCCCAGCAAGGAGACGUUGCACGAAGAGCCGGAGGACUCUGUGGUGGCCACGAACUUUGAGGUGCCCUACGAUCCCUUCGAUCUGAUGGAGAAGGAAGCUUGCAUCAAGGGCAUGACCUUGACGUCGCAGAUCGAGGAAAAGGUGUCCAGUGCCGAACGACAGUAUCCGGAUCUCGAGAGCGAGAGUCCUCCGGUUUGCAUGCAGACGGACACAGCGAAUGCGUCCGGACCAGGAUCAGGAGAAACAACCCAAAAGAAACGCUCGAACAGCUCAUUCCAGAAGCAGCUCCUCAAACUUAAUGCCUCGCGAUCCGUGAUCAACACCCCACCUCAUAGUCGAUCCAAAACGGAGUUUGAAAGAACAAUCCUGAACGAAAACCUGCAGAUGCUGGCGGCAGAGUCGCCACUGAAGCUUAUUGAGGACGACGACGUCAUGUCCAGCAGUAUCAAUUUCGAGGAAGACCUUAAAAUGUUACGCAUUCCCAUCCUAGACGCGCUAAACAAUGCAGAACCCAAGGCAAUAGCCGAAGACAAUCACGGAAACGUAAACAAAAUUGAUGUAGUGACUCAGGAGGGUCAGGAAAGUCCACAGACACCAAUCGAAAACCAAUCAAAUGGCAAGAGUUUGAGCCAACUACUCGAGCAGCUGAAGAUCUUGGCACACGAACACGUCGAGAGGUCGAAGUGGCAUCUGUUUGACUCGGCAAUUGAAUCCAUUGCCGCUGUCAUCUUCGGACCCAGUGGCUCUUGUCUGGAUGUUAAGAAAGCCGAAUCAACUAUACCAUCGCCAUACUCAUACACCCGCCAAGGAACAUUCGAUCUCGAACUUCAACGCACAAAGACAAAGCGUUCCCUGGAUGCUAGCCAAAUACAGGAGGAGGAGAUCGAUGUACCAGGCAGUAACGUUAAAAGCUUUCCCGAUGCCAUGGUUUGUUCAACAGCCACGUUUGAUGGCGAAUCGCGACUGGAUGCAUUUGAUAAGGACUUACUUACAUCCCUACCAUCAAUACCAUCAAUUCCAUCGAUACCUUCGAUACCGCCUGUCUCAGUUGCCAGAAAGGAGCCAUUUAUGACGGAGUUGGUCGACGAAACACUCGCUCAGCAGAUUAACGAGCUGCUGGAGCGGCACAAACUCGCAAACACGGGAAUGAGUGAUCACGAACAACAGCAGGGAGUUGAUCCCAGGACAGUCAUACUGUUGGUGAACCCCAGCAACUACAGCAGCACUCAGGUGGCAUACGCCACGAGCAACGUGGCCAAGACUAAACCAAUGCCUCUACGUGAGACCAAUGCGGCGGGCUCAAUGCGACGUCGAUCGUCGUCGCUUUCCAUUCAGGACAAGUCGAAGCUGCCCAGAGAAGUCCUAAAGUCCGAUCGCCAGGUGGAGAAUCUGCCGCCGCCCAAGGAGACCAAGAACACAGCCACUGUUGGGCCGAUGGGUGCAGCAGCUGCCUUUCGCCAGAGGAGCAACUCCUUCUCCACGCCCAGCAAUCCGUCCACAAAGGCCUACGAAAGCAGGCGCACUCUAAUGAGCAGCCGCUUGAGGAACCCAGCCAUAAACGAAUCGGUGACCAAACCCAGCGGAAGUGUUAAGGCGACGAAGCCCAUCAAGCCGGUGAUUCCCAUUAUGAAAGUGACCGCAAGCAACGAGUCCACCUACCUGAAUCCGUUCCAUCCGCGUGUACCCGAAACGCCCAUCUCAUCGAGGACCAAGCCCGCCCAAAAGAUAUCCUGCACGAGCACACCACUGCCACAAAUGCGCACCCAGCAGCGCAGAUCCCUGAAGCCAAUGGCCAUGACCGCAGGAUCGGGAUCCCUGUCCAAUGUCUCCUAUUCGACGCCCAGCAUUAGGGGGCCGAGCUUGUGCAAGAAGAGCGGUUCCGGCUAGAGGAUAUAGGGCGUGCAUUGCGUAGGAAUGGGGGCAUGGGGAGCACUUCCUUGGCCCGUGGGCGGUGGCGCAAUGUCGCCUGAAAGUGAAUUCGAAUGUGAUGUCUGAGGUCAAGUUUUUAACCUUGCAGAUAAAACGACAAUGUGAAAACGGAUCGGCUAUCUCCCCCCAUAUUUUUGUUUCUUCAAUUUGUUUUUCCUCUUUUUUUUUUUUGUUUUGCCCGGCGUCACAAGAUAAAGCGAACUGAUAUGCAGUCUGCGCACUCCAUACUAAACUUUAGCGAAUUAGUUUUCGUUUCGAAACGGAUUAGCAGGUGUAGCCAGUCCUUUAUGUUUACUUUGCACUCGAACUGAACGAACUAAUUAGUUAAUUUAUCUUUGUUAUCUCACUAACCCACUAAGUUACUCAAGUGCUUGAAAUCCCUUUCUAAUUUCCCUAUGUUUUUGAAAUCCCACUGAAGUGGAGUUUGUUAAAGUAAGCCCAGCAUAUCAGAAGAGAACAAAAAUAGCAUUUAAGGCAGGUGAAGCCGUUUGACCACAAGUAUCCUACGUUUUAAGGAUUGUCCAUUGAUUUAAUACCUAGAAGUAUGUAGCUAGAUAAGUCGCUUGCAAAGCACACGCCCUAUUAAUUUCGCUUUUCUCAGCUGGCUCGAAAGACCAGCGAAGAAUAAUUCAAUAAAAUGAGAUUAUCAGUUAAGCAAUUUCCGUAUAUUUAACGUAUGUAUGUGGCGCUAGCAUAUCACAACAAUGAAAAAAAAAACGCAGCA
Messenger RNA from Drosophila sechellia, 2783 nucleotides. RefSeq lists its product as uncharacterized. The record is from RefSeq and is a predicted model, not a curated record. NCBI's taxonomy places the organism in Eukaryota, Metazoa, Arthropoda, Insecta, Diptera, Drosophilidae. The transcript has 3 exons. Bases 86 to 2017 code for a protein of 643 amino acids.